Messenger RNA from Caenorhabditis elegans, 8261 nucleotides. It is a transcript of the gene dhc-4, whose product is annotated as Dynein heavy chain linker domain-containing protein. The record is from RefSeq and is marked reviewed. The coding region runs from base 1 to 8184 and encodes 2727 amino acids. The transcript has 35 exons. NCBI's taxonomy places the organism in Eukaryota, Metazoa, Nematoda, Chromadorea, Rhabditida, Rhabditidae.
AUGCCGAAUCUACUGGAAAAAGAGCAUUUCAAGCUCCGAAAGCACACCCGCUACCUGACAAUCCACCGAGUCGUUGAGCAGAAAAGUUGGCAUCAACUUGCCUACGAGGACCGGCUCCGGCGGGAAAGCCGAAAAAUCCCAAAAAUCUGUCGUAAACAAUUCCUAAAAUGGCACGUUGAGCAACAGGAGGCCAAGAAAAAAUUCCGGCGGCUCCGCGAAAAAAAUCGCGAUGAGAGCAUUUAUGUGGCCAAGUUAUGGUACUACGUGCUCAAGAAGCAUCCAUUGAAGCCACGUGUUGAAUGGAGUUUUCAGAGGGUUCAUAAGUUGAGCCCGAAAAACGAGAGAAUUGCUCAAGAACUGGAGGAGCUCAUGGAUUGUGCGGAAAGAUACGCGUUGAUAGAAAACGUGGCAGAUGGGUAUCAGAAAAGAGUAAAAGAUGAGCUCGCAAGGUUGAAUAAAAUCGAAAAAUACCAUCAUCACGUCAAAAACAACCGUGAAAUUCUUCUUCGAUCCCAGUCAUUAGCCGCAAUGAAAAUUCGCAUAUUUUUCGAAAAUCGAAAAGGAUUAAUAUUCGAAGUCAACGAGCUAAUUGACCCGGAAGUCGGAAAUAUUCCAAUCAAAAAAUUCCGAGAGGUUACUCUGACGAAGGUCCUGGAAUUCUCACAGGAAAUCAAUAUGAAGUUGCUCAAAAAGAAUUGGAGGGAUGAGAAAAAACGAAAUAUUGUUCAAAAUUGUAUUGUUCAAGAGACGACAAACGCGGCUUUUGGCACAAUUCAGGCAUAUUUGAAGACCUUAAGGAAUAAGCCGGCGUUUCUCUCCAUCGACUGUAUGAUUGUGGACCGUAAGCUAUGGGUGAAUUCGGAGCAAAUCCGACUUUUGCUCAAAGAGCCCAUAAGUGUCAUGUGUGCUCUAGAGAAUGUCCGCAUGUCGACUGAAGAUUGUGAGACGUGGCAAGAAGAGGCAAUGAUAUGUGUGGAGGUGUUGUCUCAUGAGCUUAUUGUGCAUCAUCCUUUUAUACAGCCCUAUGCGUUUUUGAUCGAUGAUUAUAAGGUCUCCCCAAAGCUCACCGAAGAAGAGCUAAUCAAAAUGUACGACGACUCCACUCAUCUUCAAAUUAGGCUCACCAAAGCCGUCAAACUUCUCACCAUCCGAUGUUUUGUGCUUCGUCUGGAAAGUGUCUGGUCAGAGGUGGACCGUCGGAUCCGGAGCUUCAGAAAUCAACUGAAAAUGGCUAUUCGCAGAAAGUUUACGACGCUCUUGAACAAGUUGCUCCACGACUUUCGAAAAUACGACAGAGCCCUGCAAUACCGGUCCAUAGACCCGUCCAUGAUGCUGAGCAACAAGGCACAGGUGGACUUGAUGCUCCAAAAUGAGAUCGGAGACAGUGUCAGGCAGUUCGUGGAGGUUUAUGAUAAAGUUUUCGAGAUCACCCAGCACAUUUCUCUGGACACCUCCCAGCUGGAUACACUACUUCAGCUUGCCUCUCUCCGGCUUUCUCUUCCCCAGUGCAUCAACGACCACGCUCACUUCUUCCAGAAACGGAUUUCUACGUUUUUGCAUUUUGUGACAAAAAAACAGUCAAAAGUAAUGUCAAAUGUACAAAAAGCCAUGGAAAAGCUGAAAAUCGUCCAAACAAUGGGUAACCCCCAGGAAGUGGACAACUACCUGACACAAAUGGCCAAGUUAAGGCCUAUGUUGGACAACUUGAUUACGGAAAUUGAAGACCUGAACAAGUUCGAGACAGCGGUCGAUAUUCAGGUGUCGGAUGUGACAAAAAUGAGACAUUUCGUAGGAGAAAUCGGGUCACUCCAGAGUCUUUUUGAGGCGACCAGUGGGUAUUAUAAGCAUGUUAACGCAUUUUUCGAGUCUCGUCGGACGCUGGUGAACAUUGAUGCUAGCCGAAACUUCAUCGAUCAGUUCACAAUUCAAUUAUCGAUUUUUGAGAGCUCUCUGACAACUCAUAGAGCCGCCAAGCAUUUUAUUGCAUAUGCCAGAAAUGAAGUGGACGCCUUCAAGAAAAAUUUCGCGGUAGCCGAGGUUAUGUCGUGUAGGAGGCUUCUGGAUGCUCACUGGUUGAGGAUGUCAGAGAUUGUUGGCUUCGACCUAACUCCAUAUGCCAAUAGCUCCAUCGCCCAAAUCUGUGAGCUGGGCCUUGAAGCCCAUCUCCAGCAGCUCAAGCCAAUUGCAUUCUCUGCGGAACGUGAAGCCACCGCAGCCGAUCAGCUUCACGCGAUUGUCACAUUUUGGAGUCAAGAACCUCUUGAAAUGCGGUGCUAUGUCCAAUGGAAGCUCUCGUUGGCGUUGAAGCUCAGCGAGCUGCACCAUCGAGUUCAAAACGAUAUAAACACAUUGAAACAUAUGACCAACGUUGAACAGAUCACUGAUGAUUCUUUGCCGCAAUGGAUAGAGUGGACCGCCCGUGCCGAGAAGAUCCUCAAGGCUUGGUGUGAAACUCAACAGAAAUGGAUGAGGGUCGCCAAUAUUUUUGUGACAUGCCGGGAUACCUUGCAGAAAGAAUACGAAUUACUGCGGACCUGCGCGAAAUAUUUCAUAAAAAUCGAGCGGAACGUUCUAAAAGACGAAACAAUCUAUCGAGUAAUGCAACUUCCACACCUUCCUUGCUGGAUCCAAAAAAUCAAUUCAAUGGUUUCAAUAAUAAUUCAAGGUGUUCGUGGACUUCUAGACGGUAUGCGAAUGAACAAUGCUCGGCUGUGCCUCUCAUCAGAAGUUCAUUUGUUGAACCUUUUCUCAACAACUUCUAUAGAAACCCGUUUGAAAUUGCUUCUAAAAGACUGCUUCCCAUCUCUCAGACGGCUUUGUUUCAACCGGAGAAAUCAGCUGGAAAUGGUGGAUCUUUUGGAGGAAAAGGUUACUGUAGACCUCACAAAGUCAGAAAUCGAAUCACAGGAGCCGUGUGAGCUUAUUCGGAGCAUCGAACAAGCUUUUGCAUCAAAGUUGACAGAUAUUAUCACCUACGAGCGACAGGAUCGAUCGAAAGCGGCGAGCCGCGUUGGAGCAAAUGUGGCGGAGCUCAUCGAGACCCGGCAGACACUGGAUCCUUUGUUUUUGAGCAGAGUGGAAAAAACCUACUACAUCCAGCACAGAAGCGUUCAACGGCAGUCCCUGCUCACAGUUGAUUUCGUAUAUUCUACUGAAAUUAAUCGUUUCAUCCCUAGGUCUCUUGCUGACUCCUGGAGCAGUGGGCAUAUUGUGCUCUUGAUUGGAGAAAUGUGCUCAACGCGGUCAUUUGUGCUCAGGCUCGCCAAUUGUAUGUGCUCCAACUUACGGAUAGUAAAUUCCCACCAGCUCCUGGAGCCGGCGUUUUUGGAGCGAGUCACCAAGGGUAUUGCGAUGUCGAGCUGGUUUGUGCUGCUGGAAAACGUUGAUCUAUUGGACUCUCAGUUGAUCUUCAAGCUUUUCAAAAUCCUUGCAAGCCAGGUAACAUCCUUUCCAAGGCUAUUCCUGUCGUCUACUGAUGAGAUCAAGAAUCAACUGCCCACUAACAUUGCAGUCGAGCAUCUCGGAGUAUUUCACGAAUUUGUUGAAGUUUCUCCGGCGUUUAAGUUUGAGACAAGCCCCUUGUCGAGUGUAAGAACCUCUUCAAUCCCGAAACUUCCGGCUCAACUGGUUUCCACUGGUCAGCCACCAUCUUCACCGCAUUCAGUGCUCUUGGAGAAGAUUGGAGCCAAGAUUCGCAAUCGGGAAAUAUCCGGGUGCGUUGGCUCAUUGGCAAAAGAGACCCUGAAAGAAACCCUCCAAAACUUCCCGGAGAAAAUAAUUUGGGUCUACACAGAUGUCUUCGUCCGAGACCAGAUGGUCACUCGAUCCGACGAGUUUGCAGCUACCCAAUCAGGAAUCCUUUUCGAAGUUCUGUCACCUGCCACCACCGGAAAUGGGGGAUCCGACAGCGAGCGGAGCUAUCACUCCACAAUUUCCACUAGCUCUGUAACCAUCAACACUAUCGUGGUGUUCUACGGAUUCUCCGAGUUCUGGAACAUUUUUCCGUUUAUUUCACCGUUAUUCCUCAAGAAAGAUGGAUACUCUGCUCAAACACCACCGUUUCUCACUUUGGAUGAUGGAAGUACUUACUGGCCGCAGGAAAAUGUGCAAUUUUUGAUGUGUAUACCGGAUGAGGAGGGAUUUCAUUUGAACACUGUGAAAAAGUUUGAUAUCCCGUUCCAUGUGGUUAAUGAGAACUUGAAAAUGGAUGUGGCAAGGAGCUGGCGGAAGGUUUGGCACAAGAAGUACACCGAGCUAUUUAAUAAAAUCUCGCUUGUGGAAAUAAUGGACGAACUUGUGGAUCGCAUUCUUUCACCAAUGGCUUCCCAUUUCAAAUCCACGUUUCUCUGGCCCUCCACUCUAUUUCAAGUCAUUUAUCAUGACCUUACCGAGGUUAUUCCGACUUCUCGUAUCACGUCAGUAAAUGAUACGCUACGGAUUACUGUAGUAUUGGCGACUGCAAAUUUUAUAUCAAUUUUUGCCGAUGAUCAGGGAAAAGUGGAAAAGUACAUGGGACGAGCUCUUGGAGCAAUUCGAGAGAAGCUGUCCAUUCAGAUGCCUGAUGAUAUUUGUAAUUGGAAGAUUUCUUAUCAAGACGCCACAAAACUUGUCAGAUGGGAGGACGAGCCAUUUUGUCAGAGCUCUAUUGAUAAGGACAGUGCAAUUGGAAAUAUUAUGAUAGUCACACCAAACAUGGAUCGCCUUCUGUUCUACAGCAUCCGCCUUCUAGCUUCAGGCCACAAUAUUCUCGUCCACGGCCCUCCGUACUCCAGGAAAACCAUGUUUGUUAAGAUGAUCUCCAAGUUUUUAAGCUCAACGGUUGGAGAUUUAACUGUAGAGUUUUUAUGGCUGGAUGGAAAGUCACGUGUUGGAAAUGACGUGGCUCAGAAGAAGUUUGCAGAUGUCGUGGGCACCUGUGAGCGGGCUCAUCAGAGCAAACAAUUGUACAUAGUAAUCGACCGCUUCUCAUUCACGGAGCCUCUUCUCCCGAUCAUUGAGUUCUUCGUCGAUCACAAGACCUACUGGAAGGACGGGAAACUCUGCAAUUCUGAUGCUCAAAUCCGAAUGAUUAUAAUAACUGACGAGGAAGAUUACGCGUGGCUUCACAAGACAAAGGCAUUGGCUUCAACUUUUGUUGGGAUUGCGAUGCCUGCGUCGACUAAGUUUAAGGAUCAGAAACCAUUGGUGCAGAGUUUGAUCGCCGCGAAUUUUACAGCAAAAUCAUUCAGCUCCGAGUAUCAUCACAUUCUGGAGUCAUUCUCGUCGUGUAUUGUGGAAAUUGUUCGCAAACCUUAUGUGGAAAACCUGUCUUCAAUGGCCCUAGCUACCCGCCUUGCCAAAUCGUUCUUCUUCGCCUUCCCCGACAACUGCCCGGAUCCGGAUGCUCUCCUCCGACUGUUCAUCCAUGAGUCGGCACGAGUCAUCGGUGAUGCAAUAGAUCCUAUUCACCGGGCGACAUUUGCACAACAGUUCGAGACCUUGAUAGAUGAGAAUUUUAACACAGCAUUUCAAGCGAUCCUCAAACACAUCGCUCAAAUCUCGGAAGAGGAAGAAGAGGAAGAAGGUGUCGAAAAGAGGAUGACUGCUUCACUUGACAUGUUUGAUUUGAUCUAUUCGGAAGUAGAUGCUCACGAUGUCGUCGAUGGGCUAGCUUAUGAACCAGUGGUGGAUAGAGUUCAAUUCCAAAGGAGCAUCGAGAACUUUCUCUUCGAGCAUCACAGAAACCACACAAAGGAUCGUGUCAGGCUAUUCGUUGAUUGGGAAACCAGCGGAUGGGUUCAGAGAGUGAUGAGAGUGAUCCGUCAAGCGUCGGAGCAUAUGGUGCUCACUGCUCCGCCGAAUAGUGGAAGGACUCAGGUAGUGAAGGCGGCAUGUGUAGCUUGCAAUGCAACGAUGAUGCACAUGCAAGUUGACGCUACCUGCUACGACACCUUCAUUUCAAGAUGGGAAUAUGCAUUGAGCCGCGCUAUAAACAUCAUCGCAAAUACGAAUCAGCAUGUCGUGAUCCUUGUUCACCUCGAUUUUUGUUACGAAAAGGUGGAGCCGAGAUGGAUGGAGCAGAUCAAGUUAUGGAUUGAGUGCCCGAAUACCCAGCAUUUGGUGUCUGAUGAACAACUUCACACAAUGGGUGAACAGUUAAUCGAGUGCGAAAAGAAUUUGGCUACACAAAUGCAAACUAUUGGAUUACGACUUCCGGGGCAACGAAUGUGCAAAUAUCUCCCUGUGGAGACCCUCAAGGAGCCACAGGCUUUGCGAAAAGUUUUAGAAGCACGGAUUUUCGAUGCACUUCAUGUCAUGUUUCUUGUGGAUCCGCAGUUUAAGACAGACUUCUCUUGGUGCACCAUUUUCCAUGUCCCGACAAUCGAAAAAUCAGAAUUACUAUCAAAAGUUUCAAAGAUAAUUUCGGAUUGCAAAGUUGACGAAGCUGCUCAGAUAAUAGUGUCCACUUUCUUUAUUGUAAAGAAGUAUCUUCAAUCAAUAGGAAUUGCAUUGUAUGGUACCGUAUUUAGUCAGCUGUUUGAAGUUGCUGAUUGCUUUCAAAUUGUGUUCAGGGAACAGAAAAAAGAACUAGUAGCAGAAGGCACACGGCUAAAUGAAGCCCUUCACACCUGCGAACAAAUUGAAAAACUCGCAGAAAUGGGGAAAGAGGUGGAUAUUGAGGCUGUGCAGCGGAGAAUUGUGGAGAAGGAGACCAUGUUGUCCAAGAUGAAUCGGGAGAGAAAUACCAAAGGCGCUCGAAUGGAGGUGCUCUCCGAGCUGGUUGCUGUAAAGGCUACCAAUCUGGAAACCAUGAGGGCCGAGGAAGCAGCGUUGAAAACUACGGUAGAAGCAAUGGUUUCGGCACCACAAGAAGAAUUCCGGAAGUGUGUAGAAGAGCUGCUCAAGUUCUCAAAUACAGACAUCAAAACUCUAUCGAAGAUCACAAAGCCUUCAGUGGGAAUACGUUUGUGCUGUGAGAUGCUUCGCACUAUUUUCGAGCCGAACUUCAAGCCAAAACGGCACGCGGCAGAAGCCUGGACGGAAUCCUUAAAAUUUGUGAGCGACAAGGCGUUUUUCAUCAAGCUGGCCACUUGUGACGCGGAUAUUUUGACGGUGGACCAGAUGAAGGUACUGAAGAAAUACGUGGAUCGAGCCGAGUUCAACGCAAACAAGAUCGAACACGAGUCGGUGGUGUGCGCGUGUCUUUGCCGAUGGAUCGGAGCGUUUUUGGAGUUGGCUUGCACACUUCGAGUAAUGGAAGAACAAGUCGAGGAGAGCAAGGAGCUCCGCGAGCACAUUCGACAAACCGAGGUGCGGUUCGAAAACGAGUCCAGCGAAAUGCAACAGUUGAAAAGCGAUGUGGAAAAGCUAACCGUCCUCAUUCGGGAAAACGAACAAGUUUUGGCAAAUGACCGUCGUUUGUGUGACUACCGCCUGAGAAGUGGUGACCUACUUGCCGCCUUGGAGCCACAUAGAAAACGUUGGAAGAGCCAGUUGAAGCAAAAUGAGAAAAAGCAGAAGGAGCUGGUUGGUAACACGUUGCUCUUCGCAAUUCAUCGAGCACAUUUGCUUUGUCAGGAGAAGGCGGUCACUUUGAUUUGUGUCUCUAUGUGCACUUCCCAUUUGACCUCGCAAAAUGUACAAUUCGAUUCCUCUAUGGCUUCCUCCUCAAACGUUAUCAAUCGGAUCCUCCGUACCCUCAAAUCCUCCCGUCGUUUCUGUCUUUUCCUGUCUACAACUGACUCACUGCUCCAAAACGUGCGCUCAGUGCUUCCCGGUGCCACAUAUCUCGACAUUAGUCCACCGCUAACGUGGAAGGAACCCCAAAUGGCCGUGUCACUUCAGAAACAUGUUUAUUCGAUUGUUCCGACUGUAUUCUACAAUUUGACAGAGGUGCCGCCUCCCGAGAUGUAUGAGAUUUUAAUGAAAAGUGAGGAGAAGGAGGUGUGCUAUCACAAUAAGCCUCUCGAGCUGCCCGAUGACAUUUUAUUCGUGUUUGUGGCCAAGAAUCUGGGGCAUAUACCUGAUCAGAUACGGAAAUUGAUGGAAGUAAUUGUGGUUUCAAUCCCAUUGGAACCUAUCGAAGACAGAGAGAAAAUUGAGAGAAACGAGCUAUCAAGCCUUCUUGGCGAGUUCACCGCCGCCGACAUUCUCGAAUCUCGUGAUUUGACUAGAAAAGCCAUGCAAAUUGCGUCGGCCUUUUGACAUUUUUCGGAAGUUUUUGAAAAUUCAAUAAAUUCAAAUAUUUGUACUUUCGAGCACAAUAAAAAUUGAUCAGCUUU